Molecule: messenger RNA, 1722 nt
Organism: Schistocerca serialis cubense
Lineage: Eukaryota; Metazoa; Arthropoda; Insecta; Orthoptera; Acrididae
Product: probable G-protein coupled receptor Mth-like 3
Exons: 11
Coding region: 76-1722 (548 amino acids)
Biological process (GO): G protein-coupled receptor signaling pathway; cell surface receptor signaling pathway
Cellular component (GO): membrane
Molecular function (GO): G protein-coupled receptor activity
Source: RefSeq, a predicted model, not a curated record
GUGAGCCGCAGUUCCCGCUCGAUACCCACCGCUGCUGUCGCCGCUGCGUGCCGCUCUUUAUCUGGUUGCGAGGCGAUGCUGUGUCCGUGGCAACCUCUGCUGCCACUGGUGCUGGCUGUCUGGGCCUCAGUGUCGAGCGGAGAGCUGUUGGUGCGCAAGUGCUGCGGCCAGCAUCAGUUCAUGGACGACAAAUACGCGUGUCGCGACGCAAACGCCAGCCAGGAUAACAGCGACGACCCCUGGUGGUGGCUGCCCAAGAGCUCCGUCAGUCUCAACGACACCUACGUUGAGCCGGAGAACGUGACGCGGGUUCUGUCUGGCGUGAGAGCCGAGUACAACGCGACAGCCACCUGCGACCGGAAAUCGCAGCUCGAGCUGGUGAACUUGCCCGGAGAAGACAUGGACGAGUUUCACCUGCAUAUAGGGUCUCAACAGGUGGAGCUGGAGGUGCUGCUCCUGGACACGGCCCCAGAGGGCGCGCUGGUGCCGGCGACCUCCUUCUGCGUGGACGGCGUGCGCGUGGACAGCAUGGUCCUGCACAUCGCCUUCGCCUGCGUGUGUGCGGGGGCGGCUCCCUGCGUUCGCAAGUGCUGCGAGGACGGCGAGGCCUACGACCCCGAUGGCGACGGCCUCUGCGCAGAUGUCUCGGACGAGGAGUGGGAAAGGGACCCGGAUAUCGCCUACUGGCGGCCUACGCUGCAGGACCGUACAGCCACCCCCAAGCACUUCGUGUUACCCGGCCGCUUCCCGCGCUGCAGCCUGGGAGCCAACCUCACACAGGGCAACGCGUCCGGCUUCGUCUUGCGCGACGACGGCCACCUGCUGAUGCCGACCGGGGAGUGGCUGGCGCCGGAGGAAUUCUGCGCGGAGCGCGUGCUGUUCAGGGACUCCUCGCUGGUGGUGUUGGCGUGCCUGCACCUCGAGGUUCCGUCGUCGGCGCUGCACGUGGUGGAGGGCGUGCUGCUCGCGCUGGCGUUCGUCGUACAGUUCACGUUCCUGGCAGCCUUCUUCUGGCUGAACGUCAUGUGUAUCGACAUGUCCUGCACCUUCACAACUGCAAUGUGUCCAGUGUUGUUGAACAGUGACGCCACUGCUUCCUCUGGCUGCAGCGGGAUGCGCACCACGCAGUCCCCGGAGCUAGAGCGCGACCGCCGCCGCUUCCUGUGGUACUCGGCCUACGCAUGGGGCUGCACUGCUGCCAUCUGCGCGGCCGCCGUUGUUGCCGAGUUCUCACCCGCCGUGCCCGAAGACUCGCCCUUCAAGCCCAACAUCAAUAAGGGCACCUGCUGGUUCACAGGGAAGCCGGCGACGCUGCUGUACUUCUACGGACCGAUGGCGCUGCUGCUGGUGUCCAACCUGUGCCUGUUCGUGUACACGGCGGGCCGCAUCUACGUGGCACAGCGCGGCUCCGACAUCCUGCGAAAGCCGGGCAGCCAGCGACACCACGGGGGCAGCAAGAGGCUUUCGCUGUACCUCAAACUGUUCGGUCUAACGGGCGUAACGUGGCUGAUGGAGAUCGUGUCGUGGGCAGUGGGCGGACCUGCCUACGUGUGGAUCGUGACUGACCUGGUGAACGUGAUGCGGCCGGCGUUCAUCUUCUACAUCUUCUGCUGCAACCGCACCGUCGUGAGGCAGCUCCGCAGCAAGCUACCCAGCAGCUGGCCCUGCGCACUUGCGCCCUCCAAAGGAGUGUACUUAAGCACCGCUUGCCUCAUGCUGUAG